CUGCUGGAGAUGGAAGCUAACAGCUGACAGAGAGAACGUCUCAGCUGACGACCCUCUCUGAGCUUUCUGCCACCGACCGUCCGGCCGACAACACCGACCAACAUGGAGAACGCCGACAGCCUGUUCAACCCCAGCCUGGCAGCUGCUCUCAUCAAACUCGACCCCGAGGACGGCGCCCAGAUUGUCGAAUAUUUCAAAACUCACGCCCUGCUGAGCAGAGAGAAAGCACUGUUGCAGGCAUCUGUCAGAGAUCAGAAGAAGCUUUUGGUGGAAAACAGCAAACUGAAGAAAGACAUCGAGCAGCUGAAAAUUCAACUUCAGGAGAAACAGAGGAGACGCACUGCAAAGGCGCUGUACUCGCCAGCGCCUCAAACAGGUAGCCCCGCCUCUACGACACCUGCCAAUCAGCCGCCCUCCCCUGCUGGAGCGUCAGCGGCUGUUCCAGGAGAUCCUUCCCCUCCCCCCUCUGAUCGUAGAGAGAGACAGCGAGGGAGGAGGAGAGGCGAGAGGAAAGCUCGUCCCGUCUCUGACUCCCUCUCCUUGGAGGCGGAGCCUUGCAUCGAGCCAUCACGGCUGGACCUGCGGGUUGGACGGAUCCUGAGUAUACGGCGCCACCCGCUGUCUCAGACGAUGUCGGUUCAGAAAGUAGACGUGGGGGAAAACUCGUCGCGGACCGUCGUCAGCAAACUGGAGGGAAAUACGGACUUCGAGGAGCUGACGGGCCGUCUCGCCGUCUUGUUGUGUAACGUUAAAGCCUGCAGACUGAGGGGCAUCGAAUCCCAGGCCCGCCUCCUCUGUUGCGCCGCCUCAGAUGACUGCCCAGAGCUGCUGACUCCGCCCACAGGGUCUAACCCAGGUGAUAGGGUGACCUUCCUCAACUACCCGGGUGAACCUGACAAAGAGCUUCAGUCCAAGCAAAGGGUCUGGGAGCUUCUUCAGCCCGACCUACAGGUGGACGCCAGGGGCGUGGCCAACUAUAAAGGCUGCAGCUUCGAGGUGAAGGGGAAGGGUCUGGUCCGAGCCCCCACGCUCACCAACUGCAACAUCAGAUAGAAGACCUGUGGGGCUUUUAUUGUGAAAAUCCAGCCUCUUACACUUGACUAGUGGCAGCUAAAGUUUGCUUACAAGAGAUGAAGAGAUAAAUGAAAAGUGGUUUGUUUCUUUUUUUCAACAAUGUUUAUGAUUAAAAACUCGACAAAA
This is a messenger RNA of Cheilinus undulatus (humphead wrasse), 1200 nucleotides long. Its product is annotated as aminoacyl tRNA synthase complex-interacting multifunctional protein 1-like. Gene Ontology annotation, molecular function: tRNA binding. The transcript is spliced from 7 exons. NCBI's taxonomy places the organism in Eukaryota, Metazoa, Chordata, Actinopteri, Labriformes, Labridae. The coding region runs from base 103 to 1053 and encodes 316 amino acids. The record is from RefSeq and is a predicted model, not a curated record.